Molecule: messenger RNA, 6276 nt
Organism: Sipha flava (yellow sugarcane aphid)
Lineage: Eukaryota; Metazoa; Arthropoda; Insecta; Hemiptera; Aphididae
Gene: scrib
Product: protein lap4
Exons: 35
Coding region: 777-6212 (1811 amino acids)
Biological process (GO): neurotransmitter receptor transport postsynaptic membrane to endosome; neurotransmitter receptor transport, endosome to postsynaptic membrane
Cellular component (GO): adherens junction; postsynaptic membrane; postsynaptic density
Molecular function (GO): protein binding
Source: RefSeq, a predicted model, not a curated record
ACCACGGGCACGCCACCGACCCCCCACCACCCGUUACUACUGUUAAUAUUACUACUACUACUACUACUACUACUACUACUACUACUACUACUACCAUUACAAUACGUACCAUGGCAUCCGGGGUGGUGGGUGGGUGGACGGUGUUACGUGUGCCCGUCGUCGGCAGUGCUCUUCUUGGUGGUGGCCGCGCUGGUGUAGUGUCCAGUGCAACAGUGAAAUCGUUCCCCGUACGGAUAUCCGAUCGCGUCCGUCCGCGCGCGCACGUAUUGUAAUUCCGUCACGUAUUCCUUCUCCGCCGUCCGUGGUCGCGCGCGCCUCCGUCCGAUCGUUUUCCCCGUGCGGUACCUGUGGCCGCGAUCGAAUAGGCGUCGUCGUCGCCGCCCACGCAAAUGUUUCAUCGUGUUCACCGGACGCGGCUGCCGUUGCUGUGAUUGCCGCCGCUGCCAUUCUCGUCGUCGUUGUUGUUAUUGUUGUUGUUGUUGUUGACGGUUACGCGUCGUUGUUGUUGUUGUUUCGCUAGCCGUUUUUUUUUUUUUUCUUGUAAAUACCGCAGUCGACCGAACCAGCCGGUGUGCAAUCUCGUAUUUUCCCUCUUAAAGUCAAAGCGCCCGUGUGCCGUCCUCCAAGUGUUCAUUCCUCGGUCAUCGAUGGAUUCGCUUUGAUCGACCAUCCGAAAAACGUCUUCGCUGUGCUUGCCCGUGCAACGCUAAACAUUUACCCGUACCUUUUUAUGUACAUUGUUAUCAUGUCACCCAUCGAUUGACCGCAGCCUGACAAUGUUCCGUUGCAUACCCAUAUUCAAGGGCUGCAACAGGCAGGUAGAAUGUGUGGACAAACGACACAGCUCGUUGAAUUCAGUGCCCGAAGAAAUACUUCGGUAUGCCAGGAGCCUAGAGGAGUUACUGCUCGAUGCCAAUCAUCUACGUGAACUACCCAAAAACUUUUUCAGACUUCAAAGAUUACGGAAACUUGGUCUUAGUGACAAUGAAAUACACCGCUUACCACCGGAAAUACAAUGCUUUGAGAAUUUAGUUGAAUUAGAUGUUUCAAGAAAUGACAUACCUGAUAUUCCUGAUGAAAUCAGAAGUCUUAGACUACUUCAAGUUGCAGACUUCAGUAGUAAUCCUAUACCUAAAUUACCAUCAGGAUUCUCACAACUACAUAAUCUCACUACUUUAGGACUUAAUGAUAUGUCAUUAAGUAAUCUACCUGCAGAUUUUGGACUGCUAACCAAUUUGAAAUCUCUAGAGCUACGAGAGAACCUUUUGACAUCUUUACCAUUAUCAUUGUCACAAUUAACACGAUUAGAACGAUUAGAUUUAGGUGAUAAUGAAAUAGAUCAUCUGCCACAUCACAUUGGUAAUCUUCCAGUUCUCCAAGAACUUUGGCUGGACCAUAACCACUUACAGCAUUUACCUGCCGAAAUAGGAAAUCUUAAGCAAUUAGCUUGUCUAGAUGUUUCUGAAAACCGUUUGGAAGACAUUCCUGAAGAAAUUGGAGGUCUAGAAAAUUUAACUGAUUUACAUUUAUCCCAAAAUGUAAUUGAAAUCCUUCCUAAUGGUAUUGGUGAACUUACUCGUCUUAUGAUCUUAAAAGUAGACCAAAAUAGAUUAACAAUGUUAAAUGACCGCAUAGGGUGCUGUGAAAAUCUUCAAGAACUAAUACUAACUGAAAAUUUUUUAGUAGAAUUACCAGUGACAAUUGGUAAACUUGUAAAUCUUACUAAUCUUAAUGUUGAUCGAAAUAGUCUUCAUUGUCUACCUACAGAUAUUGGUAAUUUAUGUCAAUUGGGUAUUUUAUCAUUAAGGGAUAACAAAUUACAAUAUCUUCCUAAUGAAGUUGGAAAUUGUGUUGAAUUGCACGUAUUAGAUGUUUCGGGAAACAAUUUACAAUAUUUGCCAUUUUCUUUGGCUAGCCUAAAUUUAAAGGCAGUUUGGCUUUCAAAGAAUCAAGCUCAACCAAUGCUCAAUUUUCAAACUGAUGAAGAUGAAAAAACUGGUGAACAAGUACUUACAUGUUUUUUGUUGCCUCAACUUGAAAUUAGAGGAGAAGCAAAUGGCUUGAUCACUGGUGACUAUGACCAAUCAUUGUGCUCGCCACCAGAUGAGGAGCCAACCAGUGAAACAGAAGAUAAUGAAUGGGAAAAUAAAGCAAAUUCAAGAACAACUUCUGUUCAGUUCACUGGAGACAUUAAGACUGAACCCAAUACAAAUACAUCAUUUGUUCGUCACAACACACCACACCCCAGAGAAUUGAAAGCUAAAGCAACAAAAUUGUUUGGUAAGACCAAAAGUAAUGAAAGCAGUUUAACUGACAGUCAAAAAGGAGACGAUUCUACUGAGAAAAGCAAUGAAAAUGAAGUUUUAAAUGACAAACAUUCAGAAGAAGUAGAAUCAAUUGUAGAAAUAAAUAGUAUUUUAGAAGAAGAAACAAAUGAGGAAAAGAGUGUAGUUUUUCAUCCAUCUUCAAAUUUUGAUGCUGAUAUUCAAAAUAGGCCUUUAAAAUUGCAUAGGAGAGAUACACCUCAUCAUUUAAAAAAUAAAAGAAUCACUAUAGAUGCUAAUUUAAUUGAACAACAGGAAGCACAAUUGAUUAGCAAUGAAAAUGAAAAAAUGUUAAACUCCUUAUCUGAAGAUAAAAGUGCUGUAUUAUAUCCCACUCCACCAGAGUCAUUAGUAGAUCAUACUGUUCUAGAUGGUGAAAUGAUUGGAAAAGAAGAACUAUUGGAAGUUAAAAUUGAAAGAACAUCUGCUGGUUUAGGAUUAUCAAUUGCUGGUGGUCGAAAUUCAACCCCUUUUAAAGGAAAUGAUGAAGGCAUUUUCGUGUCUAGGCUUACACCUGAUGGACCUGCUGAACUAGCUGGACUCCGAGUUGGAGAUAAAGUCCUUACAGCUAAUGGUCACUCUUUAGUGGAUGUUGAUCAUUAUACAUCUGUUGAGGUUUUACGUUCUUGUGGAUCAGUUUUAGUUCUUCAAAUACUAAGAGAAACUCACCCACAUCCAAAAGAUUGGGCUAUACAUAUUCCAGGAGACUCAGCAUCAUCUAGUUUGAAUAAUAGUCGUGCAGCAAGUGUAAUUUCACAUCAUAAUUACGAACAUACUAAUGGCCAUACUUCAGAUAGGAAUCGUAAAACGCCUGAACUUUUAAAAGAACUAGAUUCAACGAAAAAACAAAUAGUUUAUACAACAUUAAUCAGAGAUCAAAAUGGUCUUGGCUUUAGUAUAGCUGGUGGAAAAGGAUGUACACCUUUUAAAGAAAACACAGAGGCAAUUUUCAUAUCAAGAAUUACCGAAGGUGGUGCUGCUGAAAAAGAUGGAAAAUUACAAGUUGGAGAUCAAGUUAUAUCGAUAAAUGGUAUUGAUGUAACUGGUGCCCGUCAUGAUCAAGCUGUAUCAAUGUUAACUGGGUUAGAACGCUUUGUGCGUUUAGUUUGUGAACGACUAGUUGAUACCCAGUAUUCCGAUUCAGAAUCUCACAACUCUGUUUCACCGAGCAUUGUGCCCACUAAAUCUCGUUCAUACAUGUCUCCGAAAACUCCUCCUCCAGCACCACCACAAACUCCACCAAAACCUGCACCUAGAAAAUUGGUUUCUCAGUCAUCGUCUAUUAGUUCAGAUUCUGAAAGUGUACAACCUAAACCAUUGACCAAUGAAGAUUUUGAAGCUAUGAUUCCUCAACGUUUUCAAAAGAAUAUUAAAAAUCAAGUCGAAGAACAACCAGUUUCUGUAGUUACUACACUAACUAUCAAAAAACCUAGCAAUUUGAAUGGGAUAGAGUUCAAAGAUAGUCCAACUACUUUAGGUCGUGUCACUGAAACUAUAACCAAAAGCACAUUUACUGAAACUGUGGUGACUAGGGUAACAGAUAACAGUUUGCCAAAUUCUGUCAUUAUCGAGACCGUCACUUUAGUGAAAGAAGGUGGUUCUUGGGGCUUCAGUAUCAUUGGAGGAACAGAUCAUCCAUGCAUUCCAUUUGGACUUCAAGAACAUGGAAUUUUUAUCUCUCACAUUGUUCGUAAUGGUAUUGCUGAGAGUUCAGGAAAAUUACGUAUGGGUGAUCGUUUAUUAAAAGUAAAUGAUGAAGAUGUAACAAAAAUGACACAUCAAGAUGCUGUAUUAACUCUUUUGAAACCCACUGAAGAAAUUACUCUUACAGUCCAACAUGAUCCUCUUCCAGAUAAUUUUCAAGAACUGACUAUUAUCAGAGAACCCAAUGAAAAACUUGGUAUGCAUAUUAAGGGUGGUCUUCGUGGACAUCGAGGUAACCCACUUGAUAAAACUGAUGAAGGUGUAUUCAUAUCAAAAAUUAACUCCGGUGGAGCUGCCAAAAGAGAUGGACGAUUAAAGGUUGGUUUGCGUCUUUUGGAAGUGAAUGAUGUAUCUUUGUUGGGUGUCACCCAUCAAGAAGCUGUAAAUUGCUUGCGAACUGCUGGUCAGCAAAUACAUAUGAUUGUAUGCAAAGGAUACGAUAAGGCAGAAGUUGAAAGACUGGUCAAUGAAGGCAAACUUAGAAGAGAUAGUAGAUCAAUUUCUCAAAGUGUGUCUAGCUUAGAUAGAGAUGACGAAGAUUCCGAAGUAAUUAAACAAGAAAUGGAAAUAAAAAAAGAAUUAGCUGAAUGGGAAAAUCAAGAAAAGUUACUAAAAGAAGAACUUGAAAAUAUGGAAUUAGAUGAGGUUAAAGAAAAAUCAACUCAAGAAAAAGUUUUAGAUGUAGUACGAGCAGCUGAAAUGUUAACGCUGAAUUCAUCAGAACCAAACUCUGUAAAACCUAAAUCACCUGGUGGCCCAAAAUCAGGUGAUAUACAAAAAACCACUACAAUUGUAAUGAGUAAACAUACUUUAGCCCCUCAAGCUGAUAAAGUAGUUAUUCAGAAACGAUCUAAUAUAUCUCCUCCUAAACCACCUUUGUCCAAAUCUACCCGUCCAUCAAAACAUAUACACUUCCAAAAUAUUCCUUGUGACAACCCUCCUCUAAGAACAAUAGUUGUGGAACAACCAAAACCUACUCGAGUAGAAAUGAUGCCUUAUGUUACCAAAGUCAAUACAUUGCCAGCUGACCAAUACUGUGUUCCAGACUUCACAGAUGUUGAAAGUAGCUCAUCCUUGGAAACUUCUCAAUCCCAAGAACUACCUCCUAUAAACUAUUCUACUCAUCCGUCUACUCCUCACUGGUUGGAAAUUUAUAAUGAUACCCCGUCGCUUUUGACCUAUUACAAUGCAGUUAAUAAUUCCUGCGAGCAAAAUGUUGGUCCAAAAGCUUCCGUUAGUGAUAAAAUGAAGUUUUUUGAAAAAGCUAUGGAGGAACAUCACAAUCCAAGUCCAAAACCUGAAAGAGUAUUUAGUUUUCUUAGCAAAGAUGAAGUGGAAAAAAUGAAACAAGAAGAAGAGCAAAAAAUGGGUACAUUAAUAAAGAAAAGGUUAAAUCAACAAAAUAAAUUUGUUGAAGAUGAUUAUUUUGAUGACGAAGAUGACAAUGAUGGUGCCUUAAUAUUUGAGAAUACACAAAGCAUUGAACCACCAAAAAAAGUUGAUGCUAAUAUGUGUGUACGAACAGCUAAAGCUGAAAAGAGAAUGAAAGAAAGACUUAGUCAAGAGGGAAUUGUGUCAUGUGAAAAUAAUAAAGAACUUUCUCCUUCUGAACAACGUGCGCUCAAUGCUGAAAAAAAAGCUGCAUGGCGGCAAGCCAGAUUGAAAUCUUUAGAACAGGAUGCAUUACAAGCACAAAUUGUUAUAAAAGAAUUAAGUGAGAUAAGUGAGAGUAAAUCAACAAAUGGUGGCGAUGCUGAUAGUGAAGAAAUGCCAGAUACGCAAUCAAAAGAAUACACAGAAAACAAAACUUUGGAGUGCUUGCGGCCGACCAGCGAAGACUUUCCCCGCCUACGCCUGCGCGAGUCCCCCGUCCAGACUAAGGUGUUGGAACGUGAGACUGUCGUCGGAGAAAGCGUGUCCCUACGGACAGAGCAGUAUGUUGACCAUGUGUCUGGUCAGCUGAAAGUCAGGACCGUCGAAAUAAUCGAAAAAGUCAUUGAAAAAGAGGUGGAGACGACCAAAGAGAAAAUAGUGUCACUCGAGUUAAGUACUCCAGAAACUGAAAUCCCAAUUGAAGAAGGGACUGAAGAUGGAGAAUUACAGGAAAAGAAACCGUCCUCCAAUACGACUGGCAAGAAAAGACGCCGGAAGCGUACAAAAUCUACAGAUAAACAAACAGUGUAGUUAUAAAAAUCAUUAACAAUAUAAUGCUAGCAGCUAUUUUUUUCUAAUUAUAAUAUAAUAUGUA